AUGACCACCCAUAGCAGCUACAAGGUGGUUGAGCAGCCGAUGGGCACGGCGCGGCCGAUCCGCAUCAUCACGAUCGGAGCCGGAGCCAGCGGGCUCAACGUGGCGCGCAACGUCAAGGAGCACAUGCAGAACGUGGAGCUGCAGAUAUACGAGAAGGACGGAGCUGUCGGGGGGACCUGGCUGGAGAACAGCUACCCGGGCUGUGCCUGCGACAUUCCGAGCCACAACUACCAGUACUCGUGGGAGCCAAAUCCGACUUGGACGGACUACUACGCAUCGCAGCCCGAGAUCCUGGCCUACUUUACGCGGGCAGCCGAGAAACACGGGUUGCUGCCGUACGUGAGAUUCGGUCAGCGCGUCACUGAGGCCGUCUGGCACGAGGACGAGGGCCUGUGGCGCUUCCAGAUCGAGGAUGUGGCCACAGGGACGCAACAUGCCGACUAUGGACACUUCUUCAUCAACGCCAGCGGUUACCUCAACAACUGGAAGUGGCCGGCUAUUGACGGGCUGCACUCGUUUGGUGGCACGCUGCUGCACAGCGCUGCCUGGGACGACCAGAUCGACCUCCACGACAAGACCGUGGCCGUGAUCGGCUACGGGUCCAGCGGCAUUCAGGUCGUCACGGCGCUGCAGCCGGUGGUCAAGCAUCUGACAACGUUUAUCCGGGGGCCAACGUGGAUCACUGCUGGUUUUGGCAGCAAGUAUGCUGCUCCCGGCGGCCUGAACUUUGCCUUUUCCGACGAGCAGAAGCAGCACUUUGCGUCCGAUCCGGCUGCCUACUUGGCCUACCGCAAAGGCGUCGAGCACGAGCUGUCGAGCCGGUUCCGUAUGCUGCAUGCAGACACGCCCGAGCAGGCGGCUGCAGUGGCCUUUUCGCGUGCCGACAUGCGGCGGCGGCUGGGCGUCAGCGACGAGACAUCCGCAGCAGCUACAGCGGUGAACCCGCGCAACAAGGCGCUGGCCGACUUUCUGAUCCCAGACUUCCCCGUUGGCUGUCGCCGUCCUUCGCCCGGCAACGGCUACCUCGAGGCACUCUCGGCUGACAACGUGCGCGUCAUCACGGGCACGGAGAUUGUCCGUGUCGAGCCUGACGGCCUCGUCAUGGCUGGCUCUGGUGAAAAGGUUGCGGUCGAUGUCAUCGUCUGUGCCACCGGCUUCGACCUCUCCUUCCGACCGCGCUUCCCCAUUGUCGGCCGUGGUGGCGUCGACCUGAGCGACGCCUGGGCUGAACGCCCGACUGCCUAUCUCUCCAUGACGCCUGCCGACAUGCCCAACUACUUUAUGUUCCUCGGCCCCAACGCGCCCGUUGGCCACGGCUCCGCCAUCCCCAUCAUCGAGCACCUCACAAAGUAUAUGCUCCGGAUGGUCCACAAGGCCCAGACCGAGGGCUAUCGAGCCUUUUGUCCACGACCGGCCGCUAUCGACGAGUUCGUCCAACACGCCGAUGCUUUUCUUCCACGCACUGCCUGGGCCGGAAAAUGUCGCAGCUGGUUCAAGAACGGUCGCGAGUCCGGCCCCGUUACCGGCCUCCACCCUGGCAGCCGUCUGCACUGGUUUCACCUGCUUCGUGAGCCCCGCUACGAGGACUGGGACUGGACCUCCUGCAGCCCUAACCGCUGGGCCUAUCUCGGCAACGGCUUCUCCGUCAUGGAGGCCGAGGACCGCGAUCUCACCUGGUACUUUGACGCGCCCGAGAAGGAGUACGAGGCCUUUGUGUAUUGA
Molecule: messenger RNA, 1722 nt
Organism: Grosmannia clavigera kw1407
Lineage: Eukaryota; Fungi; Ascomycota; Sordariomycetes; Ophiostomatales; Ophiostomataceae
Product: steroid monooxygenase-like protein
Exons: 2
Coding region: 1-1722 (573 amino acids)
Molecular function (GO): N,N-dimethylaniline monooxygenase activity; NADP binding; flavin adenine dinucleotide binding
Source: RefSeq, a predicted model, not a curated record